Messenger RNA from Trichosporon asahii var. asahii CBS 2479, 1002 nucleotides. RefSeq names its product L-ornithine transporter. The coding region runs from base 1 to 1002 and encodes 333 amino acids. Gene Ontology annotation, molecular function: L-ornithine transmembrane transporter activity. NCBI's taxonomy places the organism in Eukaryota, Fungi, Basidiomycota, Tremellomycetes, Trichosporonales, Trichosporonaceae. The transcript is spliced from 3 exons. Gene Ontology annotation, biological process: mitochondrial L-ornithine transmembrane transport. The record is from RefSeq and is a predicted model, not a curated record.
AUGGCCGCCAAGCUGUUCGAACAUCCUUUUGGUCCGCCUGCAGAGCCAGCCGACCGACCGACCGCUGUCGUUCACGGGUCCGCUGGACUGCUUCAAGAAGACGCUGAAGAACGAGGGCUUCCGUGGCCUGUAUGCUCUGACCAACAGGGCCUCUCCGCCCCCGUUGUCGGUGCGGCGAUGGAGAACGCGACCCUGUUCUUCGUGUACAACCGCUGCCAGGCCGGUAUCGUCUCUCUUCGCCCUGAGGCUCAGCGCGAUGCGCCUCUCACGAUUCCCGAACUCGCGCUCUCCGGCGCUGGAGCUGGAGCCGUCACGUCCUACGUCCUCACGCCCAUCGAGCUGAUCAAGUGCCGCAUGCAGGUGCAGCAGAUCAGCCACCCCGCCGGCGACGUAAUUGUGAAGACGGGUCUCGAGGCGCCGGCAUCGCCCGCCUCGCAAGUCGUGCUUCCGGCGAGCAUGACGCAGAGCAAUGCGCCCAAGGGCCCCCUCGCGCUCAUCGCAGACACGGUGCGCCAGAACGGUAUCCGCGGUCUCUGGCUCGGGCAGACGGGCACGCUUCUACGCGAGACGGGCGGCGGCGCAGCGUGGUUCGGCAUGUACGAGCUUCUGGCCAAGUACUUCAUCUCGCGGCGGCAGAAGCGGGCCGCUCCCGACGUGACGAUCACGAAGGCGGACCUCUCGCCAUGGGAGCUCAUGGCUGCCGGCGCCGGCGGCGGGAUCUGCUACAACGUCUCGCUCUUCCCCGCUGACAGCGUCAAGAGCACGAUCCAGACCUACGCCGAGCUGAACCCGAACAAGCCUGUGCCCGGAUUCGUCGAGACGGCGCGCAACAUUUACAAGUCGCGCGGCAUCCGCGGCCUCUACGCCGGCUGCGCGCUUACGUGCAUGCGCUCCGGCCCGAGUUCGGCCAUGAUCUUCGCCCUCUUCGAGACGCUCACGACGCACCUGGGCUGGAUCUUUGAUAAGAAGCCCGCGACGCCGGCAGAGCCAGCCCUCAAGUAG